Messenger RNA from Oncorhynchus keta (chum salmon), 7933 nucleotides. Its product is annotated as serine/threonine-protein kinase LATS2-like. The record is from RefSeq and is a predicted model, not a curated record. Gene Ontology annotation, molecular function: protein serine/threonine kinase activity; ATP binding; protein binding. Gene Ontology annotation, biological process: G1/S transition of mitotic cell cycle; regulation of organ growth; hippo signaling. The transcript has 10 exons. Gene Ontology annotation, cellular component: nucleus; spindle pole. Lineage: Eukaryota; Metazoa; Chordata; Actinopteri; Salmoniformes; Salmonidae. Bases 773 to 4198 code for a protein of 1141 amino acids.
GAAUGUUAACAAUGCAGUAAGUGUCGUCCAAUUUUGUACUGAAUUCUAAUUCUGCCUGGAGUUGGGAGAAAAUGGAGUCUCUUCAUGAUAUUUACUCAGGCCUACCAUUAAGAGAAAGUUCGAUAAAUUAUCGUAUGUGUUGUGCAACAAAUGAUUGGAUUUAAAGUUUCCCGAAAAGUGUAUUUGGUUGGAUUCUUUAUCGGAUUAAAUCUGAAUGAUACAUCUAUCUCAUGAUAAAGCCUCGGAUUUCUUCCAACGCGACCAGCUUUCGGCCAGAGAAAGACUGCUGGGAUUGAAAUUCUCCCUUCAUUGGAAUGUCGGGCUGCUCCAGGCUGUGGAGUUGCGUUGCUUCCAGCGCUAAAUUGAGAAGGCCCCACGUUCUUUCACUCUCGAAAUGUUAAACUAAUCACAACCUCGACAAGAAAACCCACGAAGUGAUCAAUAUGGUACAGAAGGGAGCCAGAGUGGUUUGGGCCAAGGGCAUCCUUGUGACCCCUCACAUGACUUGGAAUAGGAAUGAGUGUGAUCCCUAAAACACACAACAUGGAACGCCAGUUGGAAUCCUAUCAGUAGGAGCCAGCAACACAGAGAUAAACAAAAACCUUGACCAAGAGAAAGAGAGGAGGAAACAUAAUCUCUCCUACUGGAGGGCCUUAUCUAUUUAGGUCACAGAGUUCCAGAGUAAGCUUACCAGUGUUGUGUCAGUGUGUCAGUUGUGGGUGUCUGUUUGGGUGUGAGUUCCCUAGGCUAGAUACUAAAACAGGGGAGUGUCAUGAGGCCCAAGACGUUCCCCGCUGCUCCGUAUGUGGGCAACACGCGCCAGCGCCUCCAGGAGAUCAAGGAGGGGCUGAAGCAGCCAGCCAAGCUGGUGAGCCAGGCCCUCCAUGGGGGCAGCUCCUGGGGUGAGGGGGGCCGCGGGACCGAAAGCAAGGGCAAAGACCCCGGGAGUCGCCAGCAGCAGCUCCGACCCCCUCAGAAGUUCAACAACUACCAGAACGCUUUGAGAGAGAUCCGCAGGUCCCUCAUGCCCUUUGCCAAUGAGUCUGGCCCCUCUGGCUCCGCCCACCCUGCUGGAGACGUCAACCGACAGAUGCUGCAGGAGUUGGUCAAUGCUGGCUGUGACCAGGAAAUGGCGGUGCGGGCUCUGAAGCAGACGGGCAGCAGAAACAUCGAGGCUGCUCUGGAGUACAUCAGUAAGAUGGGAUACCUGGACCCCCGCAAUGAACUCAUCGUCCAGGUCAUCAAACAGACCUCACCAGGCAAAGGGGGCAUUCCAAACUCAAUGGACCACAGACCACCAUUGGAGGGAACAAGUGAGGGCGCCAUGCCUCCCUACCACCAGAUGGGGGCGCCAAUGUAUGAGGGUGCUGGUUAUGGGCCAGAGGGCGCCUACAUGGGCACCUCUCCUGUCAUGAACUACAUGAUGCCCCCCUCGGUCGCGGUACAGGGCCCUGCCAUAGGUAACCCCAUGGGACGCCCUCUCAGCAUGGGAGCCUACACUCCAGCCAUGGCAGCCUACCCUCCAGCCAAUCCAGGGAACCCCAUGUAUACCCCAGGCACCACGCAGAAUGCCUAUCCAGGCAGUAUGGAGCAGGCCAUGAUGGGCUACAGCGUCCCCAGCCAGCCCCUGCAGCUCCAGCCCCAGGCACCAGGAGGCCCUGUCCCAGGUCCCCACUACGACUAUGGCCACGUCCGGCCUCACAUGUUGGAGCCCUCAAGCUACGGCGUGCAGAGGAGUGCCUCCUUCCAGAACAAGAUGCCGCCGCUGGCACCCGACAACUACGUCAACAUGCAGGGGAAAGGGGUCAUGGGCCAGAAUGGGGGAGGGUACCCUCCUAACAUGUACAUACCGCCCCACCCCCAGCAGUCCAGCCCAACCUCACACCAGGUCCACAUGAUGUCCCGCUCACCCGGUGGAGCCGCCGCUGCCCUGGGUCCAGAUUUCUCUGACCUGCUCACACCCUCUAGAGCCAGCCUUAACCUGGACCUGUACGAGCAGCACCAGCACCACUGGGCCGGUCCCCAGGGGCCUGAGGGGGCCCCUCCAGCCAGGCAGCCCCAGCCUCAGGGGCCCUUCCGGGGAGAGGUGCGGGUCCCCAGUAGGACCAACUCCUUCAACAACCGGUCAGUGCCCCCAAACAACGUCCGACCCACCCUGGUCACCCCAGCUCCCGGCAAACAGGACCCGUCCCUGGGACAACCCAACACCAUCACAGCGGUGACUUCGCCCCCCAUCCAGCAGCCAGUGAAGAGCAUCCGAGUAAUGAGGCCCGAGCCGAAGACUGCUGUGGGGCCGUGUCACCCUGGCUGGUUGGCUGCUCAGGAAGCAUCUGAGCCCCUCGCCUACAUGCCUGAAGAGGCCUACUCUCUGGAGCAUGCCCAGGAGACCCGCUGUCCACCACCUCCCUACCCCAAAACCCUGCACAUGUCUGGGGCUGCUUCAGAGGCAGGGCCCCUGGAGGGACCAGGAGGAGCUAUGUGUGGAGCCCCAGACCUCAACACUCCUUCUAGGCCACAUGGUGGUAGUGGAGGAGGAAAGGCAGAGGAGAGCCAGGUGAAAGAGACGACCAAGUCUGGGAAAGGAGAGAAGGCAGUGAAAAACAAGAAGCAGAUCCAGACAUCGCCGGUGCCGGUGAGGAAGAAUGGACGUGAUCAGGAGAAGAGGGAGUCGCGCAUUAAAAGCUACUCGCCAUUCGCCUUCAAGUUCUACAUGGAGCAGCAUGUGGAGAAUGUGAUGAAGACCCAUCAGCAGAAACUGAACCGCAGGCUGCAGCUAGAGCAGGAGAUGUCCAAGGCUGGCCUAUCAGAGGCGGAGCAGGAGCAGAUGAGGAAGAUGCUUAACCAGAAGGAGUCCAACUACAACCGGCUGCGCCGUGCCAAGAUGGACAAGGCCAUGUUUAUCAAGAUCAAGACGUUGGGCAUCGGGGCCUUCGGUGAGGUGUGCCUGACCCGCAAGGUGGACACGGGAGCCCUGUACGCCAUGAAGACGCUGCGCAAGAAGGACGUGCUCAACCGCAACCAGGUGGCCCACGUCAAGGCUGAGCGUGACAUCCUGGCGGAGGCAGACAACGAGUGGGUGGUGCGUCUGUACUACUCGUUCCAGGACCGGGACAGCCUCUACUUUGUCAUGGACUACAUCCCCGGAGGAGACAUGAUGAGCCUGCUGAUCCGCAUGGGCAUCUUCCCCGAGCCGCUGGCAUGCUUCUACGUGGCUGAGCUGACGCUGGCCAUCGAGAGUGUCCACAAGAUGGGCUUCAUCCACCGCGACAUCAAGCCGGACAACAUCCUCAUCGACCUGGACGGACACAUCAAGUUGACCGACUUUGGCCUCUGCACUGGCUUCCGCUGGACGCACAACUCCAAGUACUAUCAGAAAGGGAGCCAUAUCAGACAGGACAGCAUGGAGCCCAGUGACUUCUGGGACGACGUGUCCAACUGUCGUUGUGGCGACCGGCUGCAGACCUUAGAGCAGCGGGCGACACGGCAACACCAGCGCUGCCUGGCACACUCCCUGGUGGGCACGCCCAACUACAUCGCCCCUGAGGUGUUGUUGCGCAAAGGGUACACCCAGCUGUGUGACUGGUGGAGUGUGGGAGUGAUCUUGUUUGAGAUGCUGGUGGGACAGCCCCCCUUCCUGGCCCCGACACCCACUGAGACACAGAUUAAGGUGAUAAACUGGGAGAGCACGCUACAGGUGCCCCCGCAGAUCAAGCUCAGCCCCGAGGCUGUCGACAUCAUCGGCCGUCUCUGCUGCUCCCCAGAGGAACGUCUUGGGAGCAACGGCGCCGGCGAGAUCAAAACUCAUCCCUUCUUUGACCAGAUGGACUUCUCCAGCAACCUGCGCACCCAGCCCGCCCCCUACCGGCCCAAGAUUGCCCACCCCAUGGACACUUCCAACUUCGACCCAGUGGAGGAUGAAGGGGGUCCCGGGGCGUGGAGUGAUAGCGGAGACAGCACCCGGGCCUGGGAGACCCUCUGCACCCCACACGGGAAACACCCGGAGCACGCCUUCUACGAGUUCACCUUCCGCAGGUUCUUUGAUGACAACGGCUGCCCCUUCCGCUAUCCCAAGCCCCCAGAGACCAGCCACAGCCAGGGGCCUCCCAGCCACAGCGGAGCCAGCAGCAUGGGCCCUGAGGAGGAAGAGGAUGAGGAGGAGGAAGAGCAGGGGGAGGGCUGUGAGCCUGUGUAUGUGUAGAAGAGCCAAGACUGUUGGCUUUCUAAACCAUGCCCCCCUCUCGCUUUCUCUCGCUGUCUCUCUCCAGCAAAUCAACACUCAGCACCUGGGACCCUGUCUGCCAACCUCCCAUCUACCACUGUGAAUGUAUGUUCAUGUGUGUGUGCGUGCCUCUGUAUAUGUGGUUUUGAGAGACUGAGAGCGAGUGAGAUACUGAGAACAGGACGGCCUGACAUCUGUUCAACAAUUCAAGCACUACUGUGUGGAAUCUGCAGCGUGAGCAGAGACUACAGUAAGAACCCCUGAUCUGGGACCAAGAAACAACGAACUGUACAAGGGCUAGGCAUGGGAUAAUGAUGCCAGAGGACUGUUAUGAAAAAAGACUCAUCAGAACAGGUAGUUCUUCUAAAAGGCUCCCACUGCACUGUGGAGGUUUACAAAAGUGUUCAGAUAAGAGUUUGACGCUGGGACCGUGACCAUGCGUGUUUCUAGUGGUCAUAGUGCUCUAUCCCAUUCCUUCCACCCUGGGUCUUACAGAGAUCACUUCUUCCAGGUUGACCUUACCCCAUGAAGUAAACACAAACCCUUGCUGUUUCAUGGGUUGCUUGUCUCUUCCUUUCUGAGACUUAGGCACUAGAACCAGUGUGUGCUUUGGAGACUGAGCUGGAUGUUAGGUUGGACUGGACUGAAUUAACUAGCGGGAAGAAUCAAAACGCAACACUUCUCACACAGCUGUGACAAAAUAAGCUACCAAAAUACACAUACACAUACACACUUUGCAGGAUGGUUGAACUACACAAUCUAGGAGGGGGCAAUGAGAUUGUCCUCUGCAGCUAACCACCUGAAGUCCUCUAAAACCACAGGGUUAUCUUACACAUUUCUAUGUUGUUUGGAUGUCUGACAUGGCAGUCUAGAGAUUCCCCCAAGGUUAACUAGCUGUGUGUCUCCUACCUUCAACUUCACACACAUUCUUUUCCUCCAAAUAGGUGAUGUGGGAUGCCGCCAUCUUGUGGUUAGAGAGCCACUAUGUUGUUCCCUUACCACCACUAAAUGAUUCUGUUUUGAGUGUCAGACCCAGGGGAAUGGAUGUGAUGGGGAAAUACUCGUAGGAACAACAACAAAUUCCUUUGUUUGAAGUGCCAGCUGCCAGAUCCAUGGAUGAUAUUGUUAUUUGAGUCAAUCAAUUCCUUUCUCGGUAUUAUUAUGAUGACUAUGUUUUAUUGAGCUAGUUCUGAGGAAGGUGAACUACAAGUGUGAAUCAUUGCAUUGUUGUGGAUAUGGGUCUCGUGAUUACAUACAUGUUUGGUAAGCAGUCACACGCCUAUCCAUGUCUCAACACAACACAUACAGUACACCUGCUCUAAGACUGUCAUGUACUGUUUGGUAAGCAGUCACUUCUAUCCAUGUCUCAACACAACACAUACAGUACACCUGCUCUAAGACUGUCAUGUACUGUUUGGUAAGCAGUCACUUCUAUCCAUGUCUCAACACAACACAUACAGUACACCUGCUCUAAGACUGUCAUGUACUGUUUGGUAAGCAGUCACUUCUAUCCAUGUCUCAACACAACACAUACAGUACACCUGCUCUAAGACUGUCAUGUACUGUUUGGUAAGCAGUCACUUCUAUCCAUGUCUCAACACAACACAUACAGUACACCUGCUCUAAGACUGUCAUGUACUGUUUGGUAAGCAGUCACUUCUAUCCAUGUCUCAACACAACACAUACAGUACACCUGCUCUAAGACUGUCAUGUACUGUUUGGUAAGCAGUCACUUCUAUCCAUGUCUCAACACAACACAUACAGUACACCUGCUCUAAGACUGUCAUGUACUGUUUGGUAAGCAGUCACUUCUAUCCAUGUCUCAACACAACACAUACAGUACACCUGCUCUAAGACUGUCAUGUACUGUUUGGUAAGCAGUCACUUCUAUCCAUGUCUCAACACAACACAUACAGUACACCUGCUCUAAGACUGUCAUGUACUGUUUGGUAAGCAGUCACUUCUAUCCAUGUCUCAACACAACACAUACAGUACACCUGCUCUAAGACUGUCAUGUACAGUGACAUUACUGAUGCCGUGCUUUUUAGCCACAUUGACAUUUCAAAGUCCAACCUGCUAGUGCACCACUUCCACACGCGCAGUAUUAUAGAGUUAACACAUCCAAGUGUCCACACAGUCUCCUCGGUCUGUCUGGAGACAUGGCAGAAACAUGUGAUAGUAUGACGAUGUGCAAUACAGAAAAUACAAUAUAUCCUUUUGUAAACACUUACAAUUAUCCUUUUGAUUUUUUUAAUACUGAAACACGCUAUGUACAAAUAUAUAUAUAUUUUCCGUAUAGUUACAUGACCCAAUGCUGCUUAUUAUUGUGAUUAAUAUUAUUAUUUGCAUUUUUAUCAUUAUUUCAUGUAUACGUACUUCUUUCCUUUUUGUGUAAAAAGAAAAGUGUGGGUUUGAUUGCCAGUGUGUUUGAGUUUGAAAGUGCUUUUUUCAAUGAAUGUUGGUGCAUGUCUAUCCACCACAAGAUGAUGUUGAUGAUCAGUGUUUGUGCAGAAUAACGACAGCAGCAUUCCUGCUCUCUGCAAUUGGGCUGGCCCUGUGUGUAGGAGAGUAGGGAUGGAAGAGGGAGAGAGACAGACAGUGAUAGAGAAAGAUGUGUUUCAGAGACAAAAGGAAAGCUGGGCAGGAUUGGUUAUAAAGUGUCAAAUAUAUGAAUAAAUAGCCUCCUUUGUAUUACAAGCCCAAGUAUGGUAAAUGACAGGCUAUUAUUGGUACAUUUUAAUGCAUCCUAAUGACCACAGGUUAAUUUGACCAUUAAUAUUAUGCUUGUGUUACAGAAUUGUUGUUAUGCAGUGGAGCACUGCUCAAAGCAGAAUGCUUUAUUUUCUCCAAUAUCUCCAUAUGCUUAUUGACAAUCAACCAUUGACGCAGUCUUGUAUGUCCAACUGAAUAACAGUAUUCCAUAUGUGAUUGCAUACUGACGGAAGGGUCAAGAAGUUGCAAGUUCUGCCGUAAGUCAAUUCCCAAACAUUCUAAGUGCACCAAUAUGUAUCUCAAGAUCAGAUUUGUGACAUAAUAUGAGGGAAAUAUUUUAAACAAUGACAAUUGUUUAAACGUGCCAUUAAUGUUUUUGCUCACUUGCAUGACAAAAUUAAUUGAAAUGGACAUGUUUUUAAUAAUAUGCCUCAUGUCUUCAGGAUUGGGCAUCAAAUUCACUUAAUUUGAUCACCGUUGUCAGCGCAAGUGGGAUUGCCAAUCCACCAGGAUGGACUACUCAGUGAAAAAUAGCUUUAAAAAGAAACUGCUCACCGAGGCAAGUUUUCUCGUGUGUAUGAGUGUUUUGUAUUAGGUGUGCUGUGGAUGAUGUGUGGUUUCCCUGUAUCUGAGUUUUGAAAGUGAUGACUGACAAUCUUUGACUGAUUUGAGAUCUUAUGUAAUGACUCAUGAUGGGAUUUUUUAAAAUCUAUGUACCUUUUUGUAUUUUUACUCUCGGGAGUUUCUCAUGUCUUUGAUCCUCCUUAAUGUAUAGUACAAUUUUGUUACUCUUGAAUAUAUAUUUAUACAGAUAUACAUAUUUUUUGGUAUCUAUAUUCUUUUUAAUUUCCUCUGAGCUAAUGUUCGAACCUCUUUGUCUACAGUAUUAUAGACAAUAUAAUUUGGACAGUAUAUCACCUUUUUUUACAUAUGUAUGAAUUUGAAAAAAUGCUUUCACUGUCCUCACGUGUAAAAUAUAUGUAUAAAUUUAAAUUAACCAGC